Messenger RNA from Elaeis guineensis (African oil palm), 835 nucleotides. The record is from RefSeq and is a predicted model, not a curated record. NCBI's taxonomy places the organism in Eukaryota, Viridiplantae, Streptophyta, Magnoliopsida, Arecales, Arecaceae.
AGCCAGGCCUUUGCACUGGUUGUGAUCACUUUACAAGUUUUCUCCAGAUUCCUCCUGACAAAAUUUUGGUGCCAUGGAUUGCCUGCAAGACUGGCCCGAACCGGUUGUUCCGGUCCAGUCCCUGUCGGAGAGCGGCGCCCCUGCCAUCCCCGACCGGUACAUCAAGCCGCCAUCCGAUCGCCCAUCGUUGGACUCCGCCACUGACGAAAACAUCCUCGGCAUCCCGGUCAUCGACCUCGGAGGGCUGUCGGAGGGGGCGCUCGAGUGCCGCGCCACCAUGAAGGCCAUAUCCGAUGCUUGCCGGGAGUGGGGGUUCUUCCAGGUGGUGAACCAUGGGAUCAGCCAUGAGGUCAUGGAAAAGAUCCAGGAAGUGUGGAGAGGGUUCUUCCACCUCCCCAUGGAGGCCAAGAAGGCCUACGCCAACUCCCCGACGACCUACGAGGGCUACGGCAGCCGCGUCGGUGUGCAGAAGGAUGCCAUUCUGGACUGGGGUGACUACUACUUCCUCCAGUAUCUUCCUUCUUCCGUGAAGAACCAUAACAAAUGGCCUGGCCUGCCAACUCCCAUCAGGUUGAUGGAGUUGCAUCAGGUUCUAAGCAAUGCAAUGUACAAGAGCGUGGAGCACCGGGUUGUGGUGAAUGCGGCGGAGGAGCGGUUGUCCCUUGCCUUCUUCUGCAACCCCAAGAGUGACCUGCCACUGGGUCCGGCUCCUGAGCUCGUGACCCCUAACCGGCCUCCACUCUAUCAGCCCAUGACCUACAACGAGUAUCGUCUGUACAUAAGGAAGAAUGGCCCUGGGGGAAAAACGCAGGUCGAGUCACUGAAGGCCACGUAA